AGAAGACGGCACCUGACUGAGAGUAGAUUCAGCCGGCUCCUGUUCACUGCAGGAGAAUCAGACUGAGCCGUGGAGUCGAGCCGGGAGUGAUGGGAGCGUCUCGGGUCUCACUCAGGUCAACUGCAGCUGUCGUCUUUACCUUACUGCAGAUCCGAGCUCUGAUCAGCGCCAAGACUACGGAAGUCUCUGUGGUGGAGGGCCAGAGAUUGGAUUUCAGAUGCGAUUAUUCUCAAAACUACACCAACCACUCCAAGUACUUCUGCCUGUACGAUGACGACGAGCCGUCCGGCUACCUGAUCCGCUCAGAGGGUCACGACCGGUGGGAGACAAGCGGACGCUUCGCCCUGUACGACAACACCUCCGGGCCGUUCUUCACCGUCCACCUGGACGAGCCGCGUCUGGACGACAGCGGGACGUACUGGUGCGGGGUGGACGUCGCCGGCAUGCCGGAUAUCGUCAGGGUCAUCAGACUCCAGGUUUUCCCACGUUUGUCUCAAGUAAUUGACGAAGUGUCACCUCCUCCAGAAAUACACAAGCUGAGCUUCUCGCUGUACCUCACUGCUGUGAUGUGCGUGGCAGCAAUGCUGUUCGUGUGUUUGUUCACGAUCGGCCUCCUGCUGGCUGUGAAAAACAGACGCGCGAGAUCACGUCGAAACGCCGAGACGUCCUCGGACUACGAGCCAAUGAAGCCCACAGUGAGAGCCGAGCCCGAACGCUGCUGCUCGUAUCCAGGCUGCGCCGAGCUUUCAGCUGCUCCAUCGGCAGCCAGCAUGUCUCCGGGCCUCACGGCCAAGCAGCGGGAGUCGGCCUUCUCCGCCAGCUCCGACGACUACGCUGACGUGGAAGCUCCCCGGUGCAUCUGUCACUACGAACAUCUGGACCCCAGCAGUCAGGAGAAUCACGUCUACCUCAGCAUUCAGGGAAACUGCGACCCCAAACAUGAACCCUCUAAAGAGACCAUUCACUCUGGAUAACGGCGCCGCUUAUCGUUACAGUUCUGUAAACUGCGUCUUUGUAGUUAGUGAGGUCUUGCUGACAGAAAUAAUGGUUAUGAUGGGAACAAUUUG
This is a messenger RNA of Salarias fasciatus (jewelled blenny), 1067 nucleotides long. RefSeq names its product CMRF35-like molecule 6. Gene Ontology annotation, molecular function: transmembrane signaling receptor activity. NCBI's taxonomy places the organism in Eukaryota, Metazoa, Chordata, Actinopteri, Blenniiformes, Blenniidae. The transcript has 5 exons. Gene Ontology annotation, cellular component: plasma membrane. The record is from RefSeq and is a predicted model, not a curated record. The coding region runs from base 90 to 974 and encodes 294 amino acids.